Molecule: messenger RNA, 771 nt
Organism: Rhipicephalus sanguineus (brown dog tick)
Lineage: Eukaryota; Metazoa; Arthropoda; Arachnida; Ixodida; Ixodidae
Exons: 2
Coding region: 44-661 (205 amino acids)
Cellular component (GO): viral nucleocapsid
Molecular function (GO): RNA binding
Source: RefSeq, a predicted model, not a curated record
GGCGGCACUACAAGGAAGAUCGUUUCAUCACCGAACUGCGGACAUGGUGCGAAUGGCCGCCUUCUACCUCAUCCGCGGUACCAACAUUAAUGUGUUUCGUGGAGCAACUUCAGUUCAUGGCCGCAUUUUCAACGGUAUAAUCAAGACUUACUUGCUACAAACAGGCAGACAGCCCACAGAUAUACUGACUCUGGCGAGAGUCUGUAAGACGUUCCCCUGGGCAACUGUAACGGUAGCCAUAAAGGCGAAGGACAGGCUGCCGGUGCCGCACUCCAGGAUGCAAGAGAUGGUGCCCGGAUAUCCAGCGGCCAUGAUGACGACAGUCUUCGCGGAGCUCAUCCCGCAGGGAGAGCCCUACACGGCCACCAUUAGAGACGCCCACUAUCUCUACAUUGCCGAGCUCAUAAAGUUUGUCGAUCUUAAGAUGCGUCCCAAGCCGAACUGGGAGGUUGUCGACAACUUCGAGGGACAUGCGUCGGUGUUAGAAAGAAGUUUCCUGGCGCCUAAAGAACGACGUGUGGAAUUCAUGCGAAAGUGGGACAUCCUUGUUGGCGGAGUGUGCUCCGAAGCUGUGACCAACGCAGCCAAGCUCUUCAGGAGGGACUACAGGCUUCCCAAACGGGCUUCAGACACAAAUCCAGCUGUACAUGAAACGAAGUAGCUUUUCUCGGGUUAAGGGAAUCGUUUAUUUUUAAUGGCUGACAAGUGUGAAAACUUUUUAGAAGUGCAUUUGUUGUUCACAUGAACAAAGGCUUUUACUAUCACUUGGAA